Messenger RNA from Ailuropoda melanoleuca (giant panda), 2665 nucleotides. It is a transcript of the gene SKOR2, whose product is annotated as SKI family transcriptional corepressor 2. The record is from RefSeq and is a predicted model, not a curated record. Gene Ontology annotation, biological process: negative regulation of transcription by RNA polymerase II; negative regulation of BMP signaling pathway. Lineage: Eukaryota; Metazoa; Chordata; Mammalia; Carnivora; Ursidae. Gene Ontology annotation, cellular component: nucleus; transcription regulator complex; cytoplasm. Gene Ontology annotation, molecular function: DNA-binding transcription factor activity, RNA polymerase II-specific; RNA polymerase II cis-regulatory region sequence-specific DNA binding; SMAD binding.
AUGGCUUCCAGCCCGCUGCCGGGGCCCAACGACAUCCUGCUGGCAUCGCCGUCGAGCGCCUUCCAGCCCGACGCGCUGAGCCAGCCGCGGCCGGGCCACGCCAACCUCAAACCCAACCAGGUGGGCCAGGUGAUCCUCUACGGCAUUCCCAUCGUGUCGUUGGUGAUCGACGGGCAGGAGCGCCUGUGCCUGGCACAGAUCUCCAACACUCUCCUCAAGAACUUCAGCUACAACGAGAUCCACAACCGCCGUGUGGCGCUGGGCAUCACGUGCGUGCAGUGCACGCCGGUGCAGCUGGAGAUCCUGCGGCGCGCCGGGGCCAUGCCCAUCUCCUCGCGCCGCUGCGGCAUGAUCACCAAGCGUGAGGCCGAGCGCUUGUGCAAGUCGUUCCUAGGCGAAAACAGACCGCCCAAGCUUCCCGACAACUUCGCCUUCGACGUGUCUCAUGAGUGCGCGUGGGGCUGCCGCGGUAGCUUCAUCCCCGCGCGCUACAACAGCUCCCGCGCCAAGUGCAUCAAAUGCAGCUACUGCAACAUGUACUUCUCACCCAACAAGUUCAUCUUCCACUCGCACCGUACGCCCGACGCCAAGUACACGCAGCCGGACGCAGCCAACUUCAACUCUUGGCGCCGUCAUCUCAAGCUCACUGACAAGAGUCCCCAGGACGAGCUAGUCUUUGCCUGGGAGGAUGUCAAGGCCAUGUUUAACGGCGGCAGCCGAAAGCGCGCGCUGCCCCAGCCCGGCGCUCACCCCGCCUGCCACCCGCUCAGCUCAGUCAAGGCGGCCGCAGUGGCAGCAGCCGCUGCGGUGGCUGGAGGUGGAGGACUACUGGGUCCGCACCUGCUGGGGGCGCCCCCGCCCCCGCCGCCGCCUCCACCCCUGGCGGAGCUGGCGGGCGCGCCCCACGCCCAUCACAAACGGCCGCGCUUCGACGACGACGAUGACUCGCUGCAGGAGGCGGCCGUCGUGGCCGCCGCCAGCCUUUCGGCCGCCGCCGCCAGCGCGGCGCCCAAGGCCGGCCUGUCCGGCCUCUUCUGGCCUGCAGGCCGCAAGGACGCUUUCUACCCGCCCUUCUGCAUGUUCUGGCCUCCGCGGACCCCAGGCGGGCUUCCGGUGCCCACCUACCUACAGCCCCCGCCCCAGCCGCCCUCGGCGCUCGGCUGCGCGCUUGGAGAAAGCCCGGCCCUGCUGCGCCAGGCCUUUCUGGACCUGGCCGAGCCCGGCGGCGCGGGUGCGAGCGCAGACGCUGCGCCCCCGCCGGGUCAGCCCCCUCCGGUGGUAGCUAAUGGCCCGGGCUCCGGCCCUCCGCCUCCUGCUGGGGGCGCGGGCGCCCGCGACACUCUCUUCGAGUCGCCCCCGGGCGGCAGCGGCGGGGACUGCAGCGCGGGCUCCACACCGCCAGCCGACCCCGGCGCCGUGUCUGGUGCAGGGGCCGGGGCGGCUGGAGCGGGCCCCGCAGGAGCCCGAGUGCCCGCAACCCACCAUCCGCACCUCCUGGAGGGGCGCAAGGCGGGCGGAGGCAGCUACCACCAUUCGAGCGCCUUCCGGCCGGUGGGCGGCAAGGACGACGCAGAGAGCCUGGCCAAGCUGCAUGGGGCGUCAGCGGGAGCGCCACACUCGGCCCAAGCGCAUCAUCACCACCACCAUCACCACCCGCACCACCACCACCACCAUCAUCCCCCGCAGCCGCCGUCACCGUUGCUGCUACUGCCCCCGCAGCCCGACGAGCCGGGUUCUGAGCGCCACCACCCGGCCCCGGACGAGGAUGACGAGGAAGAAGAGCAGGAGGUGGACGUGGAGGGCCACAAACCCCCCGAGGGCGAAGAAGAGGAGGAGGAAGGUCGAGACCCUGACGAGGAGGAGGAGGAAGACGAGGAGACCGGGGUCCUGUUAGGGGACCCCUUAGUCGGGGGCGCCCGGUACCUUCAGGGCCGAGGGCUGUCAGAGAAGGGGAGCAGCCGGGAUCGCGCACCGGCCGCGCCGGGCGCUUUCCCACUCGGCCUGAACUCCUCCAGGCUGCUGCAGGAGGACGGGAAACUGGGUGACCCCAGCGGCUCAGACCUGCCCCCGCCCCCGCCCCCGCCUCUGGCCUCCCAGAAAGCAAGCGGCGGCGGCAACAGCAGCAGCCCGGGCAGCCCGGUCCACCAUCCAUCACUGGAGGAGCAGCCCUCCUACAAAGAUAAUCAGAAAACUAAGGAAAAUAACCAAGUUAUUUUACCUACAAAGGACGACAGCAACUUUUCAGAUAAGAACAAGGAGCAUGGCUUUUUCAUCACAGACUCUGACACUUCUGGAGGAGAUUUUUGGAGAGAGAGAUCAGGUGAACACACGCAGGAGACAAAUUCACCUCAUUCACUCAAAAAGGAUGUUGAAAAUAUGGGGAAAGAAGAACUUCAGAAGGUUUUAUUUGAACAAAUAGAUUUACGGAGACGACUAGAACAAGAAUUCCAAGUGUUAAAAGGAAAUACGUCUUUCCCAGUAUUCAAUAAUUUUCAGGAUCAGAUGAAAAGGGAACUAGCCUACCGAGAAGAAAUGGUGCAACAGUUACAAAUUAUCCCCUAUGCAGCGAGCUUGAUCAGGAAAGAAAAGCUUGGUGCCCAUCUCAGCAAAAGCUAAAAGGUGCACAGAACCACUUACUCUUGCUCUCUUGUAAGAUACAGCCUGC